Lepus europaeus (European hare) is the source of this 4185-nucleotide messenger RNA. It is a transcript of the gene ARRDC3, whose product is annotated as arrestin domain containing 3. The transcript is spliced from 8 exons. The record is from RefSeq and is a predicted model, not a curated record. Gene Ontology annotation, cellular component: cytoplasm. Gene Ontology annotation, biological process: protein transport. NCBI's taxonomy places the organism in Eukaryota, Metazoa, Chordata, Mammalia, Lagomorpha, Leporidae. Bases 246 to 1490 code for a protein of 414 amino acids.
CCGUCUUUGUAAGGAGACCACUGAGACGGGCGGGCGCGCGGAGCCGCCGCAGCCUCUCUGCUGCCCUGACUUUUUAAGAGCUCUCAAUGAACUAUCUGUAAGGAGCCACUGAUCCUGCCUGCAAGGCUUUUCAUUUUUGCACGGCAGAGACAUAGAUCAGUGUUGAGUGAAGAUCCCAUUUUAUAUGCGAUCUUGACUUUUUUGGGGCUCUUACAUUCUAUUUUUUAUAGAUUUUUGUUAUCAACAUGGUGCUGGGGAAGGUGAAGAAUUUGACAAUAAGCUUUGACUGUCUGAAUGACAGCAAUGUCCCCGUGUAUUCCAGCGGGGAUACUGUCUCAGGAAGGGUGAAUUUAGAAGUUACUGGGGAAAUCAGAGUAAAAUCGCUUAAAAUUCAUGCAAGAGGACAUGCGAAAGUACGCUGGACGGAGUCUAGAAACGCCGGCUCCAAUACCGCCUACACGCAGAAUUACACCGAAGAAGUAGAAUAUUUCAACCAUAAAGACAUCUUAAUCGGGCACGAAAGAGAUGAUGAUAAUUCGGAAGAAGGCUUCAACACUAUUCAUUCAGGAAGGCAUGAGUAUGCAUUCAGCUUCGAGCUUCCACAGACACCACUUGCUACCUCAUUCGAAGGCCGACAUGGCAGUGUGCGCUAUUGGGUGAAAGCCGAGUUGCACAGGCCUUGGCUUCUACCAGUAAAGUUAAAGAAGGAAUUUACAGUCUUUGAGCAUAUAGAUAUCAACACUCCUUCAUUACUGUCACCCCAAGCUGGCACAAAAGAAAAGACUCUCUGUUGCUGGUUCUGUACCUCAGGCCCAAUAUCCUUAAGUGCCAAAAUUGAAAGGAAGGGCUAUACCCCAGGUGAAUCAAUUCAGAUAUUUGCUGAGAUUGAGAACUGCUCUUCCCGAAUGGUGGUGCCAAAGGCAGCCAUUUACCAAACACAGGCCUUCUAUGCCAAAGGGAAAAUGAAGGAAGUAAAACAGCUUGUUGCCAACUUGCGUGGGGAAUCCUUAUCAUCUGGAAAGACAGAGACAUGGAAUGGCAAAUUGCUGAAAAUUCCACCAGUUUCUCCCUCUAUCCUAGAUUGUAGUAUAAUUCGUGUGGAAUAUUCUCUAAUGGUAUAUGUGGAUAUUCCUGGAGCUAUGGAUUUAUUUCUUAAUCUGCCACUUGUCAUCGGUACUAUUCCUCUACAUCCAUUUGGUAGCAGAACCUCAAGUGUAAGCAGUCAGUGUAGCAUGAAUAUGAACUGGCUCGGUUUAUCCCUUCCUGAAAGACCUGAAGCACCACCCAGCUAUGCAGAAGUGGUGACAGAGGAACAAAGGCGAAACAAUCUUGCACCAGUGAAUGCUUGUGAUGACUUUGAGAGAGCACUUCAAGGACCACUGUUUGCAUAUAUACAGGAAUUUCGGUUCUUGCCUCCACCUCUUUAUUCAGAGAUUGAUCCAAAUCCUGAUCAGUCAGCAGACGAUAGGCCAUCCUGCCCCUCUCGUUGAAGGAACACUUGGCUGAAUCAAGUUGAUGUGGGUUCCGAACUCUAUGUCUCUUCCGGCUGAGGACAGAGAAGUAUCUUGGGAGACACGUUUUCAGUGGAAGUGGAAUUGCUUUUGCCCAGAAAAUGGCGAAUACAUGAAAUAAGCAGUGAUGAUGCUUUAGAAGCCUACACAGCAACAUUCUGGGACUGCUCCAACAUGCUUGAAGAUCUAAGCUUUUCUCCUUUAAAACUGGCACAUACUAAGAGCAGUCUUCUUAGCCUAUGGUCAUACGUGUCAAGACACCACGUUGUAAAGAGGGAUCAUUCCUUCUUUUGAUUUGAAAAUUUGCACAUGCUCAAUGCUUACAUUGUGCGGUUCGAUGUCACUACAGCUUUUUUUUUUUUUUUCCAUUUCUGCCAGACUCUUGAUACUCUUAAAACUUGUUUGUGAUCAGCACAACAAGGAACAAAAGAAAGCUUUGAAAAAACUUUAACAUGAGAAAAACGCACUGACCUUUUUUUAUUUAAUAUAGCCUGGACUUGACCUGCGUAUGCACAUGCUCAGAAUCGUCCUCCUAGGCUGACCAUGUAUCACCUCCUCAGCUUGGAUCCUGUUGUGGAUUUAUUUACAAACAUCAAAUGCCUUCAAGCCAAUCCUUUUUGCUGUAUGUUUUGCAGCCUACUGUAGUAGAUACGCAACAGAUACGUGGGGGUAAAAGAUAAGAGGAGGAAGCUAAUAAGACUGUCAAGAUUGUAUACCUUCUUGGUUUCUUUUAAGAAUUUGUUGCCUUUCUACUAUUACAGCAAAGCAGCAUUUUGUUACUGACUGCCUAAAAUCACUUAAUCUCAGGUGAACGCAUCACUUGCCAAACUGUUGGAAUGCUAUUUGUGUUUUGUUGCACUGUUGAGUUUUUUUGUUUGUUUGUUUGUUUGUUUAUUUGGUUGGCUCUUUGGAGAGGGAAAUUUGGAAAUGGGACAUACACAAAAGUGAUAACCCACCCACAUCCCCUUUUUAUCAUUACAUAAAAGAAGAAACUAGCAGAGCUAAGAAUAGAGUACAGAAAGGCAGUAUGGCAAGCACCAGCAAAGAGUUAAGGGCUGUUGCUCUUGAAAAUUAUUUUUUUUAUUAUUAUUUUAAAGUAUGGAAAUUUACCAGUCACUGGGGAAAGGAGGGGAAAGUGCAUUUAUUUUUCUAUAGAGUUACUUAAUUACCUCCAAAACACAUAUGUUGGAAAUCAUUUUUGCUGAGGCAAGCAUUUUAAUGAGCAGGAAUAUAUAUAUAUGUUGAGGUUACAUUAGAGAGCUCAAGUUACACAUUUGCAAUCCUGCUCUAUCUUGGUGGAGUGUGAAAACCCAAGUUUAUUCCAGAAGUGUGUAAUUUCAUAAUUACAAAAACUAGGAUGCUUGUUGGGAUAACAGUUGAAUUUUUAUGUAUGUGUCUUUGUGUGUGUGUGUGUGUGUGUGUGGUUUUUUAAAUUUAAAUGCUUUUUUUCCAUUACCUACAGAACAGUUUGUUAAACAUGAGAAAUCACUCACUUUGAGUUACAUGGAGAAGAUAGGAAAAGUAAUCAUUUAAAGAUAAUUUACAGUUGGCUCAUAAUAAAUAUACCAGCAUUCAUAACAACAUUUAAAACUACGUGUUCCAAGAUACCAAGUGUACUGAUUUUUUUUUUUUAAGAAAGAACUGUUUCUAAUAAAAGUCAGCAUCUCUGAUGUUGCAACAUAUGUGUGAAAUGGGUAGUACAUCUAUCCUACCAUUUAACCCCACAGUUAAUAAAGUGGCUGAAAAUAAUAGUAACUCUGGUUUGGUGCUUGACCUGGUUAAAUACUGUCUUAAAGCUUCAUACAAAACAAAUAGGCUUUUCCAUAAGUGGCCUUUAAGAAAACAUGGAAGACAAUUCAUGUUUGAAAAAUGCUGACAGGGUGAAGAAAGCCCAGUGUAAAAUGAAUCGCGUUUUAAGUGAUUCGGUUAAAGGGUUUGGGCUCCCGUAGCAAACUAAUACUAGAUAAUAAGGAAAUGGGGGUGAAAUAUUUUUUUAUUGUUGUUAAAUCAUUUUGUGAAUGUCCCCCUCAAAAGAAGCUAAUGGAAUAUUUGGCAUUAAGGGCAUUUGGUGGUUUUAUUUUUGUUUGGGGGGAUUGUCAGAAAAUCCCUUUUCUUUUUUUCUUAUGUCUAACAGACUAGGGAACAAUUGUUGAUAUGCAUAGCAUUGGAAUACUGAUCAUCAUAUACUCUAAAGUAACACAUGAAGCAAGAAUGACCAAUAUUCUGAUCAUUGGCACUGGAUCACAAAAUGUGAUAACAUUUUAAAUUUAUAAAACUUUAUUAAAUAAAGUUUUAUUUUCUCCACUAAAGUAUUUCCUUACUCUUAUUUAGAGGCAUUACUUUCUCCUAAAUAUUGGUCAAUUCCUGACAUAUGAUGUGAGGUUCACAGUUGUAUUCCAGUAUUCAUGAUAGAUUCCUGAUUUUUCAAUUAGGAAAAGUAAAAUCCAAAAUGUUAGCAAAACAAAGUGCAAUAUUAAAUGUUUGCUUUAUAGAUUAUAUUCUAUGGCUGUUUGUAAUUUUUCUCUAUUUUUUUCUUUUUUUAUUUGGUGCUGAAUAUGUCCUUGUAGGCUCUGUUUUAAGAAAACAAUAUGUGGGAAAUGAUUUCAUUUUUCCUAUUGCUCUUCCUUGUGGAAAAUAAAGUGUUUUGUUUGUUUUGUUUUUCUUUUUUGUAUAA